Molecule: messenger RNA, 1211 nt
Organism: Prunus mume (Japanese apricot)
Lineage: Eukaryota; Viridiplantae; Streptophyta; Magnoliopsida; Rosales; Rosaceae
Source: RefSeq, a predicted model, not a curated record
CUCAGAAUCUGCAGAUAUUGCUCCAGACAUGAACUCUUUCAUGCAAGUGCAUGAAAUUGAGUCAUAUAGAACAUCAGAGCCGAGCAUAGCCUGUGCUGGUUUACAUGACGAAGCUAAUAAGGAGAUAUUUGUUUCUCAAGAUUUGGUGAAAUCGUCUAGCCUAUCUUUAGUUGAUCCUCUUUGUUCCGUUGUGCCGUGCAGUAUUUCUUCAGAAAAUACGAGUCGUACAAUAGCUCAAAAUCAGACGGAUAAGGAAAAUGAUACUGAAGAAUGCUUUAGACCCACACCAAAACAUGGGGUGGAUAAUUCACAUAAAUCCUCAAAUCUAAUUAUUGAACUCCACCAUGAGGAUGUGCAAGCUAUGCCCACAAUUAGCGGGGAAUGUUCUCCAGUCAAAGUUCAUAGGCAGUUGAUUUCACUCAGGACAUAUAGUACGCUUCUCCCAAACAAUGUUUCCAUUUUGGAUCGGAGAAGCCUUUAUCAAAAUCAGUCACUUGAACUAGAAUGUGAUCAGAGGCUGGUUCCCUUAAAUAAGAAUGCGGGAUGCAUUAGAUCUUUUGAUAAAAGGAGUUGUAAAGAGCCCCUUCCUUGUCAGCCUGUAUCCUGGGAUACUGCUGGAAGAGGUAAUGAGGAAAAGGGUGAAACUACCCUAAAUAGGAAUCCAGCUGCAACAAUGAAAAAUCAGAAGAGGAAUUAUCAUGAGACUGCAGAGCAUGGGUUUCCAGUGCAGGCAUCGAAAAAGAGGAGGCAGACUGUUAUUUUUAGUCAUAGGGCACAUCUCGGUCUUCAGGCUCCCAAACCUUUUAUGAACAGUUCCACUUGGGAGAAACAAACCAAAAUUUCAUUGGUACCAGAAAAUGUUGCUAAGCUCCAACAAAACAAAGAACUGCACAAUAUACAAUUUGAAUGCAAGAAUUCCCAUGACAGAGAUGUUUCAUUGAAAAAGAGGGUUCGUUUCUCUGAAGCAGAGAUUCCAGUUCAGCAGAACAAGAACCUCCAAAAGCUAGAUUCUUCAACGAAAAAUUGCUCAACUGCUCAAGCAAGUAAAAGGUGGAAGAAUUCUAAGUUUCAAAGUCAUGAGAAAAGUUGUCUUACAAAUUGUCACCAUAAGUUUGGGAUGAGAUUACUAUUUCAAGGUAUAGAAUUCCUUCUUACAGGAUUUUCUAGUCAGAAGGAAAGGGACAUUGAACACAAAAUAUGGAAACAUGGUG